AUGGGUAUUAAGAAAAUGUUUCAAAAGAAAGAACCAACCGAACAAGAAAUUCGUGAAGAAUUAAGUCGAGUUGGCAUUUCUACAAGAUCAAAUAAUACUCGACAAGAGAAGUUUGGUGCAUUUAAAAAUUAUGCUCAAGAACGAGCUAAUAUGAAACCACAAUUAGGACCAGUUGGUGGUAAUCCUUAUGCCAAUAUUAAUCCUGGGACCAACAAUAAUAAUAAUAAUCCAUAUGCCAAUGAUAAUGGGAAUAAUAGUACUGGCAACCCCAACAACAACAGCAACAGCAACAACGGUGGUAACCCCUAUGGUGGUGGUGUUACUAAUAAUAAUCCUUAUGGAGGCUCUGGUGGUAAUGGAAGAGGAUCAUCACCUAGUCCUUAUGCACCGACUACAUCAACAACUACUAGAUCAUCUAAUCCAUAUGGAAACAAUAAUGGUUCUAGAUCAAGUCAAAACACUUCUAGUCCUUAUGCCAAAUCAACUAACAAUUCAUCAUAUUCUAACUCACCGUAUUCUGGAUCAACUGUAAAUAAUGGUAAUCGUGGCGGCCAUAGCAACAACAGCAAUAGUUCUGCUGGUGGUAACCCUUAUGCUGCCGGUGGUAGAAGUUCACAAUCUCAAAAUUCACGAGACAAUGUAUAUACAGCUCCUGCCACUCGUACAUCAACUAGACAAACUCAAGGAUAUGGAGGUGGUGAUACCGAUUCGACUCUUGACCUUAAUGCCAUUCCAUCACAUCAAAUGUUUGAUAAUAAGAAACCGAUCAAAAGAAAUCAACAAAGUUCACAACAACCUGCCAAUGAUUAUAAUUUAGAUUUAAAUGAUGAAUAUGGCGAAGAAGAAGACUUGAAUUUGGAUAUAAGUGAAGUACCUGAAGAACAACAACAAAUCAAUUCUGAAGAUGAAGAAGUAGAAGCCAUUAAACAAGAUAUUAAAUUUGUCAAACAAGAAUCAGUUCAAAGUACCAGAAAUACUCUUAGAAUGGCACAAGAAGCUGAUGCAUCGGGUACUAAUACUUUAGGAAUGUUAGGAUCGCAACUGGAACGAUUAUAUAAUGCUGAACAAAACUUAUUAUUAGCAGAAACACAAACUCAAAUAGCUGAUGAAAAAGUUAAAGAAUUGAAACGAUUAAAUCGAUCGAUUUUCAUUCCAGCUAAUGGUAAUCCAUUUAAUAAGAAAUCUCGAUUACGUCAACAAGAAGAAAAAAUUAAGAAUCAAAAAUUACAAGAAAAAUAUAUUCGUGAAAAUAAUCGUCAAGAAAUGUUUGCUAGUGAACAACGUAUAAAACAAGGAAUCACGAAUAAUUCAACUAAUAAUGAUGUUUAUAAUAAAUAUCAAGAUGAAAAAAAUUUAUCAGCUGCUAAAAGAUAUCAAUUUGAAAAUGAUAGUGAAGAUGAUGAUAUGGAAAAAGAAAUUGCUCUGAAUUUGAAUCAAAUUGAUCAAUAUGCUAAAAAAUUGAAAGGAUUAGCUAAUACUAUGGGUACUGAAGUUGAUAAUCAAAAUACUAGAUUGAAGAAAAUUGAGGAAAGUGCUGAUAAAUUGGAUAUUAAUGUUCAUAUGAAUACUACUAGAUUGAAUAAUAUUCGUUAG
Messenger RNA from Candida albicans SC5314, 1593 nucleotides. RefSeq names its product Sec9p (gene SEC9). Bases 1 to 1593 code for a protein of 530 amino acids. The record is from RefSeq and is a predicted model, not a curated record. Gene Ontology annotation, molecular function: SNAP receptor activity; syntaxin binding. The transcript has a single exon. Gene Ontology annotation, biological process: vesicle fusion; exocytosis. Gene Ontology annotation, cellular component: plasma membrane; SNARE complex. Lineage: Eukaryota; Fungi; Ascomycota; Pichiomycetes; Serinales; Debaryomycetaceae.